CACUUCUGCACUUUUUGCUCUGUAUUUAUUAUCUCUCGGGUUUUAAUUGGAUUUUUUUUCCCCCUCCUGCAGUUUUAAUCCAUAUAUUUUUUUUUAGUCCCUGCGGUGUUACUUGGAUUUGAUCCCAGUCCUGUCGCCAGGUUUAUAAUAAAAGUUCGCUUGCGGAGUUUCAGAAAGUUCAUUACAAAAUCCAUCCUUCAACCAUGGACACAGAGGCAAGCCGUUUGGAGAGGGAUCAUGUCCACAGUGUGUAUGAAAAGAUUGCCCCUCACUUCAAUGACAUUCGCUAUAAGGCUUGGCCCAGAGUGCGACAGUUUCUGCUAGAACAACAAUCCAGUAGCCUCAUUGCUGACAUUGGCUGUGGAAAUGGGAAAUACCUCAAUAUCAACAAUCAGGCCUACAAAGUAGGUUGUGAUUACUGUCUGCCCCUGGUAAAAUCUGCAAAGGAACAGGACUAUGAAGUAAUGGUGUGUAAUGGCCUCCAUUUACCUUAUCGAGAUCAAUGUUUUGAUGCCAUUCUAUCUAUAGCAGUAAUACACCACUUCUCCACGAAAGAACGUCGCAUUCAAGCAAUAAAGGAAAUGGCAAGGACUUUGCGAGUAGGCGGGAAAGUAAUGAUCUACGUGUGGGCGAUGGAGCAAAAGAGACGCAAGUUUGAGAAGCAAGAUGUUUUUAUCCCUUGGAAUCCUAUACUUCCACCUUCCAAAUCAUCAGAGACAAAGACUGGUAGUUCAGUCCAUCCCGGUGAUGGUGAAAAGCAUUUUCAGCCUUUCAGUUCAAAUAACCUGCUGAGCCUUGAGCACAGUAACUGUGACAAGCACCAAAAAACAAACUGCACAACUUCUGUGGGGAUGGCGGAUGUGCUACUUGUUGAAAAAUUCUUAAAGUUCUGUUUAUUUUCUCAAUCAACAAGUUCCGUAAUGCAGUUUGGCAGCAACAGCAACUCAAAGACUCCCAAAGGGCCUUGGACUUUUCAGGAUUACACCGGAUUACAGUUAUUUGAUGUAAAUAGUGGUGUAGUGGCUUUUGAACAAAAUAAAACUGUCAGUGUUGCAAAGUUCCCUUAUGGCCUGUUCUCAUACAGACAAAAUUUUGAAGAUGUUUUUACAUUUCUUUCGGAGUCGAGAUCGCCGAGCCAACACAACAACACAGAGACCCGAACCCGAUUCUUUGACUUUCCAAGUGCAGGACCACUUCAAAUUCCUGAGUCUUCCACAACCAUAUUUCAGGGCUGCUCUACAGUCUCCUUGCCUGACCUUGCUUCGCAGACUAUGCUCCAAUCUGAGCUCCACCGUUCCCCCUUAGAAAACGGAUCAACUGCUUCUAGCCAAGAGAAUAAGGUCCCCAGUACACAUCAACAAUUACAGAGAUCUUCAGCAGUGGACUCAAGUGACUGGUCUUUGCAGAGUAAGAAAUUAGCAAAAGAGAAAAAUGAACAAAUUAGUUACGAUGAUGCCUGCCUCAGAUAUUAUCAUGUUUUCAAGCAAGGGGAACUUGUGGAGCUCAUAGAAAAGCACAUUGAAGACUUGCAUGUCAUUCAGACUUACUACGAUCAUGCUAAUUGGUGCGUAGUUGCAGAAAAACUUACGAUCUGGAGAAGUUAAAGCUUACGUUACAAUCGCAACCUGUGGAUAUUAUUUCAAAACAGUUACUGUACAUGCUAUUAUGCCUUUUAAAAAUGCCAAUAGUGUUAAUGCUUGAAUGUAUGCACUGCCAAAAUGGUUAUGAAUAUGUUGUGUUAUAGUUCAAGUUUAAUUUACUGUAGUUUUGUUUUCAUGUGAAUUGACAGCAGUUUUAUACUAUUUAAGAUGGCACAUUCAUAGCCAUACUAACUUAUUUUUCAGCUAAAAUAAAGUC
Callorhinchus milii (elephant shark) is the source of this 1857-nucleotide messenger RNA. It is a transcript of the gene trmt9b, whose product is annotated as tRNA methyltransferase 9B. The coding region runs from base 204 to 1604 and encodes 466 amino acids. Gene Ontology annotation, biological process: tRNA wobble uridine modification. Gene Ontology annotation, cellular component: cytoplasm; nucleus. Gene Ontology annotation, molecular function: S-adenosylmethionine-dependent methyltransferase activity; tRNA binding. Lineage: Eukaryota; Metazoa; Chordata; Chondrichthyes; Chimaeriformes; Callorhinchidae. The record is from RefSeq and is a predicted model, not a curated record. The transcript is spliced from 4 exons.